This is a messenger RNA of Hevea brasiliensis (rubber tree), 973 nucleotides long. RefSeq names its product thioredoxin M3, chloroplastic. The record is from RefSeq and is a predicted model, not a curated record. NCBI's taxonomy places the organism in Eukaryota, Viridiplantae, Streptophyta, Magnoliopsida, Malpighiales, Euphorbiaceae. The coding region runs from base 126 to 650 and encodes 174 amino acids. Gene Ontology annotation, cellular component: cytoplasm. The transcript is spliced from 2 exons. Gene Ontology annotation, molecular function: oxidoreductase activity, acting on a sulfur group of donors, disulfide as acceptor; protein-disulfide reductase activity.
CACUCGCUCUCUGUGUACACUGUUAAGACUGACUGAUGCCCCCGAACUCUUCCUCUCAACUAAUUCUCCUUUUCCUUUGUAAAUAAAACCCGUUUGCUACUAACAAACCUCCUCUCUUUUCUCCAAUGGCUUCUUCUUCUUCACUUUCCUCUCCUCUUCCUCUUCCUUCUCCACGCGCCUCCCCGUACUCCCUCCACCACUGCCAUCUACGCCUUCCCUCCCUCCCAUUCCCCUUCACCUUGCACUCCAAUAGACUCGCUAUGCUCUCUGUCAAAAGCGCGCCUCCUCCGCCUUCUCCUCUCAGGGUUCUUUGCUCUCGUGAUUCUCGAGCUGCAGCUGUCACUAAGGAUUCAUGGGAGAAGUUGAUUUUGAAAAGUGAUAUACCAGUCCUAGUUGAAUUUUAUGCAAGUUGGUGUGGGCCCUGCAGGAUGGUUCACCGGGUGAUUGAUGAAAUUGCUGGAGAGUAUGAUGGGAAACUAAAAUGCUUUGUUCUUAACACAGACAGUGACUUGCAAAUUGCUGAGAAUUAUGAAAUUAAAGCUGUCCCUGUGGUUUUGCUUUUCAAAAAUGGAGAGAAGCGGGAGUCGGUCGUUGGCACAAUGCCAAAGGAAUUCUAUGUUGCUGCCAUUGAGAGGGUUCUCCAAUUGUAAACAUGCAUCAAUGCUUGAAUUGAAAAUCAGGAAAGUUUAUGAGUUUGUCUCAAGUAUGUUGCCUGUACAGUGUUUACAAAUAUGUGCUUACUGGUCAUCACCAAUUAACCAAAGGCACUGGGAGUGGGGAGUUACCUCUACCUUUCUGAUAUUCUGUAAAUGUAUGCAUAUGAUCUUUAAUCACUUGCAGUACAUUUUAUUUCAUUGCAUUCUAGCUGUUUUAUACAACUUUUUCGUCAACAGAUUAGUUAGUGUUUUCUUUUGGAUGAACAUUUGCUUUCCAACGAUUGAGGAAUGAAUUGUGAUAGGGCAUUCUUCCUGAA